This is a messenger RNA of Penicillium paradoxum, 1683 nucleotides long. It is a transcript of the gene sebA, whose product is annotated as putative C2H2 transcription factor (Seb1). The transcript is spliced from 2 exons. Gene Ontology annotation, biological process: regulation of transcription by RNA polymerase II. Lineage: Eukaryota; Fungi; Ascomycota; Eurotiomycetes; Eurotiales; Aspergillaceae. Gene Ontology annotation, molecular function: RNA polymerase II cis-regulatory region sequence-specific DNA binding; DNA-binding transcription factor activity, RNA polymerase II-specific. The record is from RefSeq and is a predicted model, not a curated record. The coding region runs from base 1 to 1683 and encodes 560 amino acids.
AUGGACUCAACAUAUAUGGGUCCUACUUCGGUCCAAGGCCAGCCUACAUUCGCAUACUAUACCGACUCACAGAGACAAGGUCACUAUCAGUCAGAUGUUCCUUACUACAGCCAAAUGCCAUACGGAGCCCAAGAGCAACUCUACUCAUCCCAGCCCAUGAUGAACAUGCACCAGAUGGCUACCACCAAUGCCUUCCGCGGUGCCACCAUGAGCUUGACCCCCAUUGCGUCUCCCCAGCCCUCGCAGAUGAAGCCGGCUAUCAUUGUGCAGCAGGGCUCUCCCGCCUUGAUGCCUUUGGAUACUCGGUUCAUGGGUCAUGAUCUGUACUUCCCUUCGACCCCUCCACUCUCAGCUUCGGGAAGCACCAUCAGCAGCCCUCCAUCUGCCCAUGGUGCCCUACCAACCCCGAUCCAUGAUACAUUCUUCACCUUUGAUAAGGUGGAGGGUGUCAAGGAGGGAUGCGAGACAGACGUGCACCAGGAGAUCCUGGGUACUCCCGAAUGGGCGCGUUCUGAAUCGCCUCCGAUGACGCCUGGUAAUCUUCAUCCACCCCCUUCUCUCACUCACAUGCACACCUCGGACCUUUUGUCCGCAACCUCCUGCCCCUCGCUUUCCCCAUCCCCCUCACCCGUCCCCGCCGACAUUCUUGCCUCCCACAGCCUUGGGUCUAGCCAGUCUUUUUGUGACCCCCGUCAGCUCACCGUUGAGCCCUCUGUCAAUAUCCACACCCAGGAUCUCCCUCCUCUGCCGACUCUUUCAUGCGAGGAGGAAGAGCCUCGCGCCGUUGUCGCCAGUGCGUCUGUGACGCUUCCCGUCAAUGAGAACCCAUCUCCCUCUUACAGCUCUUCGACCCAGGAUCCCCUGAGCUCGCUCCCAACUUUCGACAGUUUCUCGGAUCUCGAUUCCGAUGAUGAGCUGAACCGUCUUGUGGAAUUCCACCCUGCCGCCAAUGCCAUCUACAUGCCUGACAAGCGCCAGCGUAUGCACGCCUACACAGUAGAGGAUGAUGGAUUCCUGAGCGAGCACAGCCUCGAGGAUUCGGAUGACUCUGAGACCUUCAUUCCUAAUGGUUUGCCCUCUUUCGAAUGGACCCAAACCGCCCAGCCUCAGAUUCAGACCGAGGAGGAGCACGUCGAGGAGCCCAAGACCAAGAAGCGCAGCAACCGCAAGUCCCGAAAGACCGUUGCUGACGAAGAGGCCGAAGCAAAGGCGCUGGCCGCCUGCGAGUCCUCUGGUGACUGCUGCUCGGAUGAUGGAUCAGUAGAUGACUCCGAGUCCGCUCCCGUGUCUGUCAACCGCCGUGGUCGCAAGCAAUCUUUGACCGAGGACCCAUCCAAGACCUUUGUCUGCACUCUGUGCUCGCGUCGCUUCCGCCGCCAGGAACACCUCAAGCGCCACUACCGCUCCCUCCACACCCAGGACAAGCCAUUCGAGUGCAAUGAGUGUGGUAAGAAGUUCUCUCGCAGUGAUAACCUCGCCCAGCACGCUCGCACCCACGGCGGUGGCUCCAUCGUUAUGGGGGUUCUCGACACAAGUGAUGCCGGCUCUGUCUCGUAUGACGAUCAACAUGAUGCCGGCGCACUUGGCCAAGUUAUGUACGAGGCUGCCCAGUCGAACGAGACCACCAGUGCUCCCUCUGGGGACCGCCGAGCGGCCAAGAAGCGCAAGCGUGAUCUGUCCUAA